Molecule: messenger RNA, 670 nt
Organism: Larimichthys crocea (large yellow croaker)
Lineage: Eukaryota; Metazoa; Chordata; Actinopteri; Sciaenidae
Gene: h2bk1
Product: H2B.K variant histone 1
Exons: 2
Coding region: 78-428 (116 amino acids)
Cellular component (GO): nucleosome
Molecular function (GO): DNA binding; protein heterodimerization activity; structural constituent of chromatin
Source: RefSeq, a predicted model, not a curated record
AGGCAGAAAACUGGGAUAAUUACUCCUUAAACUACUCGAUACAAACACAAUUCAAACAUCUGACACCGUUUUCAACAAUGUCUAAUGACAUAUCUAAAAAGAAAGGGAAGAGUUCGAGUGAGAAAAAGACGAAAAGAAAGGCUAAAAGAAGAGAGACUUACGCGAUGUACAUCUACAAAGUUUUGAAACAGGUUCAUCCGGACACGGGGAUUUCAAGCAGAGCCAUGAGCAUCAUGAACUCCUUCGUCAAUGACCUGUUUGAGAGGAUUUCUACAGAAGCGUCCCGGCUGGCUCAGUACAAUAAACGCUCCACCAUCACCAGCAGAGAGGUGCAAACUGCAGUGAGGCUGCUGCUGCCCGGGGAGCUGGCAAAACACGCCGUGUCUGAGGGCACCAAGGCGGUCACGAAGUACACCAGCUCCAAAUGAAGACCUCCAGCACGCUCCAAGCUGCUAUGACCAAGAUUUCAACCAUGUGUAUUAGUGGCUUUGUAAGGCUGGUUGAUUUCUAUAAAUGCAUUAAAAAGAUAUUAUUUUUGUUUCCUUUAUUUUUAUUUAGAGCACAUGUUAGUAUCAACCACUAGAUGUCGCAAUUGUAUAUGUCAUAUUAGAGGCAUACCAGAGAGUGUCUUUGAUAAACAGACCUAAAAAUGAGAUAUGACAUGCAUAGA